AUGGAUUCGGCUGCUAUUCCCUUGCCUACUAUUAUUUGCACGAUCGCCAUAAUUGCGGGCGCAUGGUUUGCAUACUCUCGGCUGACUCUGCCAUCGUCAAAGCCGGGCGGUGGUGCGUACGAUCCGCAAACGGGAAUUGGCCGCGGCGCGCCUGGGUUCCAAACAAAUGUUCGCCGUGUUGCAUUGCCUGCCGAUCUCGUAGCUCGGAUUCGUGCAGGUGAGGAGAUUAGCCCUGAGGAAAUUGCUGCCGCGCAAGAAAAACUCGCUACCGGCCAAGCCGCAGCGCCGCAAAAGCCAGAGGACGAGUGGAUUCCUGCGGGCCUGCGCAAGAAACAAGGGAACACGGGAGGGCGCCGCAAGGGGCGCAAGUAG
This is a messenger RNA of Malassezia vespertilionis, 372 nucleotides long. RefSeq lists its product as uncharacterized. The transcript is spliced from 3 exons. Lineage: Eukaryota; Fungi; Basidiomycota; Malasseziomycetes; Malasseziales; Malasseziaceae. The record is from RefSeq and is a predicted model, not a curated record. The coding region runs from base 1 to 372 and encodes 123 amino acids.